AUGCAGAUCGUCUUCUUCGAGGAGAGGAACUUCCAGGGCCGCUCGUAUGAGUGCAUCAGCGACUGCUCCGAGAUCGCCUCCCACCUGAGCCGGUGCAGCUCCUGCAGGGUGGAGAGCGGCACGUUCAUGGUCUACGAGCAGCCCAACUUCACAGGGCAGCAGCACCUCCUGACCAAGGGAGAGUAUCCCGAGUAUCAGAACACCAUCGGCUUCAAUGACUGCAUUCAGUCCUGCCGCAUUAUCCCUGUGCACAAGGGACCCUUCAAGAUGAGGAUCUACGAGAGACCAAACUUCGAGGGCCUGACACACGAACUGACCAGCGACUGUGACUCCAUCCAAGAUCACUAUCACAUGCCGGACACGCAGUCGUGCAACGUGAUGGACGGCUACUGGCUGAUGUUCGAGCAGCCGAACUACGAGGGCAGGAUGUUGUACCUGAGGCCAGGAGAGUACCGGAACCUCAGGGAGAUGAGCAGCGACGACAUGAGGUUCAACUCACUCAGACGCAUCACCGAAUCUGCCGUCUAAUGACUUAUACUCCACUGAGAAAUUUUGCAGAUGAUUUGUUUUAUUAAUAUUAAAAAAAAGUUGUCAAAGUGAGAGGCAAAAAGAGAAAAAAAGCCUCGUUUUUAUCCAGAAACUGUGAUUUUUGUGCAUUGUUUGCAUGUAGUUCCAGUUGCACUGUGCAAUCCAGCCACAAUGAAUUUACCUCUUUUACUGUGUGACAAUAAAAUUAUUUGCAGCCUA
Molecule: messenger RNA, 747 nt
Organism: Scophthalmus maximus (turbot)
Lineage: Eukaryota; Metazoa; Chordata; Actinopteri; Pleuronectiformes; Scophthalmidae
Product: gamma-crystallin M2
Exons: 2
Coding region: 1-528 (175 amino acids)
Biological process (GO): visual perception; lens development in camera-type eye
Molecular function (GO): structural constituent of eye lens
Source: RefSeq, a predicted model, not a curated record